Molecule: messenger RNA, 11953 nt
Organism: Cuculus canorus (common cuckoo)
Lineage: Eukaryota; Metazoa; Chordata; Aves; Cuculiformes; Cuculidae
Gene: TAFA1
Product: TAFA chemokine like family member 1
Exons: 5
Coding region: 907-1308 (133 amino acids)
Biological process (GO): neuroblast differentiation; regulation of neuroblast proliferation
Molecular function (GO): receptor ligand activity
Source: RefSeq, a predicted model, not a curated record
ACGGGAGCGUGUAGGAGCCUUCUGCCCUCCCGUAGCUCUCGUGACACUUUCCCCGCAGCCCCCUCCCCGCUGACAAGCAUGUGCCGCUCUGCUAUGAAACGGGAGAGACUCCCCGAAGUCUCACUCGCCUCUUGCAAAUAAGUGCAAGAACAACGCCUUGAGGGAUAAAGCCUCCGCCGGCGGAAUUAACGCAUCGCAGAUUGCUCAUUGGGUAUCACGAGUCCCUCCAGCGGCUCUGCCUUCCCCGCAGCCUCCUCCACCCAUUCAUCCCCGCUCCUGGCGGCAGAACCAGCUGCUCUCCUGCUCUGCGCGAGGUCCCGGUGCCGCUAUUUAAACGCAGCCCCAGUCGCGGCGCCCGGCGCCUAGCGGAGUGCCUGCCUGCGCUCUGCAGCCGAGGGCUCUGCCGCUUUAAGCCAUGUGAUACUUUCCCGAGCGGGGAUGUAUUGAAAUAGGCUCCGGUACUUAGAGCAUCGUAUAGCCGUGCGCGUACCGCUGCCUCGCUCGGCACUGCCCGCGCCGGGGGAGGCUGCUCUGCUCCUAAAACACUAACUGCUCCUCGUCCUUAACUAGCCUGGAAGCUGCACGUUACCUCAAGAUCGCUUCGAAGGUCUCAUCGAGCAGAAGGUGAUGCUAGGAGAUGAUUUAAAGGUGAAAAUGAGAAGGUUUCCACCCCUCAAUCCUUGGCCACUUUUCUGACGGCAGUCUGAGAGCUCAGAUGUCUUCUUUACUCUGGAAACAGGAUUUGUAACGAAAGAGAUUUAUUUUUUUUCUUUUAAUCCUGAUAAAGAAGAUUAUUGGGAAGCUAUUCAAAAUCCCUUAUUGUGAUACAGAUGGAUUUAAAAAAGUGUUAGAUCUUUCCAAUGAACACUAAUAGAGUGCUCUGCUCUUGGUUGGAUUACUCAGAGAAUGGCAGUGGUCUCUGCAAUGUCCUGGGUCCUGUAUUUGUGGAUAAGUGCCUGUGCAAUGCUGCUCUGUCAGGGGUCCCUCCAUCACACUUUCCAGCAGCAUCACCUGCACAGACCAGAAGGAGGAACGUGUGAAGUUAUAGCAGCACACAGAUGCUGUAAUAAGAAUCGAAUUGAGGAAAGAUCACAAACAGUAAAAUGUUCCUGUCUACCUGGGAAAGUGGCUGGGACUACAAGAAACAGACCUUCCUGCGUUGAUGCUUCAAUAGUGAUUGGGAAAUGGUGGUGCGAGAUGGAGCCCUGCCUAGAAGGAGAGGAAUGUAAGACAUUGCCUGAUAAUUCUGGAUGGAUGUGUGCGACUGGCAAUAAAAUCAAGACCACCAGAAUCCAUCCGAGGACCUAACAGAGAGCCGUCUGCAUGGAGACAGUGAAAGCCCUGCUGAUUUAUGAGGACAAAGUAUUGAAAUUUAAAACCAUCUCAGCAUUUACAAGCCAAAUGGAUUCCUUAUUUGCACUUUGACUGUUUACCAGAUAACAACAGUGGCUUUACUCUGUGAAAGAAGGUAUUCAGUGGAAAUAAUGCCCUGAUUUUUGACAGCUGGAAAUAGAAAUGAAGAAGAUGAUUCUUAUGGUAAAUUUUCCAAGAUUGCAAAGUAAAAACAACAGUAUAAGUUUAGAUCUACAAUUUACUUUAUACCAGUUAAAGUAUAUAUAUAUAGAAAUAUAUAUAUAUUAAUAUAUGAUAUUUUGAAAUAAAACCCUCACUCUUCAAGAAACUGAAUAGUACCACACUUUGCUGCAGCUGCUGUAAAUUUUUGUUUCUUUUUUGUAAUGGUCUGGAGGAUCCCUACCUGUUUCAGAGGGCAGUGUGGCAGUGAAGAGGCAAAGCAAACCUGCUGUGGUACAAGGACGCCUAAGAGCUACAUGAAUCCUACCGAUGUGGCAUCCAGAGCUUCCUGUUCCCUUCGGCAGAAUUUCGAGGGCAUUUGUUGUUCCACUUUGUGUUCUGGAGGCUUUUCCCCUUGUGCAAUACUAGCAUGCUGGCUUUGCUUCAUUAACCAUACUUGAUUGAUAUAUAACAACGAUAAUUCUAUCCUCUUCCAAGAAAAUAUUUUUAGAGCUGUAUUCCGUGAAGAAGAGAUGGACAACUACUGAGUGACGUACAGUAUGUAUUAAAAGUUUAUUUGGCAGAGUUUGGUAGACUGUGAGCUCCCUUCUUAUUAAAGAUGUACUGUACAUACAAUGUCUUCGGACUUUGUGUAGCUCGAGACUACAGUAAAAACUCAAUAACCAACUCCAAAGCUUUGCAUUGUUGGCUCACCAAUUCUUUGAAACAACGACAAAGCUAUUUCAUUCCAGGUCAACAUGUGAGAGGGUUUUUACAUACGGUUUGGGGUUUUUGUGAGCCCAUUUGCAAUUGGUCAACAGGCAUUUCAGCUUAAGCAAAUGCCUCUGUGGACACCUCGAGUGCUCAGGCACACCCACACACAAGGGACUGCCUGACUCUGAGCUCUUACCCCACAGCACAUGUGGGAAAAUAAUCUAAAUUUAAGUUUCCCUCAUUGUAGGCCAGGAUAAUUCUCAUUGAGAGCAUUUGCCACCAGCUAAAACAUACACACGUGGGCAUUUCCACAGCACAGCAAACAUACAACAGUUUGUGGUAAGCAAACUGUGACUGAGCCUUGAUUUUGUUUCAGGAAUAGUUUUGUUCAGUUUAAUUUUAAUCUGUUUCUUACUAAGGCGGAUUAGGCUGAGAUGAGAUGCUCUUCAACAAGGAUGCAUCCACAGAGACGUUGAUUUACUCACUGCAAGCAGUUUGAAUUCCCAUUCUAGCUAAGCUGCUGCUGUUCACCAGGCAGCCUGGCCCUGAAGUUGCUGAAGAAAGAUCAGAUCUGAGGGCUGAAAUGUGCAGGCCUUGUUCACAUUUCCAGGCACCUUUUUUGAGCAGUUCAGUUAAUUUCAGGGAGUUUAUUCAUGUGGAAAAGUAUCUUGCUGUCACGCAUAAGGCUGCCCAAUCUACCCUUCAGUACACCUAAUGCUACCAAAUCAAAGGGGGAUAGGGAAUUGUAAAACUUGCUUUAUCCUGUACAGCUUCAUUUCUUUAAUAUUUCCAAUUUCUUUUCAGCCUGCUUACCUGUCUCUCACAGGACCCCUUUGGCCAUGCUAAUCACUUCUAAUCUAACGUAGAUGAAGUGUUGCACUUCCCAACCUUGAGUUGGUCAAAAUUCUCCCGCCAGCUUUCUUUCUCCUUCAGGGCAAUCACUUCAAUCCCUGAUGCUUCAAGAAGCAGAAAUUUGUCACUGUAAUUACCCUGAGCAUUAAAGCAGCUACAUGACGUGUCACGCCAUACUCCAUGCUGACUUUCCACUCUGGGCCCUGCCUGAUGCUCACAGUGGAAAUGGAUAUGCUCUUUCUAAGUACUUCUAUUAUUUCCUCUUCAAAAAGAUAAUGAGAGUGAAAAGCGUCCAAAGAAGAACUUUGGUUUUCUUCUGAGCACAGAAAGACCGCUGUCUGCCCAGUUACCCACAGAUAGGUGUGGUCUCAAACUAAGACCAUUGCACCAGGUGCAGGUUCACCUGCUACAAGGAAGGAGAAAUUCCUCCAAAAUAAAUCCAUAGCAUCUCUCAGUUUUACUAACAACACUUUAAAAACCCUAUGGCCCUCUAGGAAACCCUUGGUGCACUGAGAGGUAGACCCUGCAACUAGGAGGUAAGUUGAUUAAAAGCCAGGAUAUGUUGUCAUCCUUUUACCAGUGGAAAAUGAGACACACAAAGCUGAACGGUAAUUCAAAAUCACAUUGGGGGGAUGAGCAGAAAUUGAGCUUGGCUUUCCUUAUUCCCAAUCUACUGAUACUCUGUAAGAUGACCCACACACAUCAAACCAAGCCAUGGCCUCUUGUAGCCUUUGCCAAAGUCUGAGGUAUUGCCAUUGAGAGGUAUUUACCCCAUAGCAGUGUGUCUGGCAUGGCUCAGGCAGUGAGCAGAUAACAAUGCUUAUGUCCGUGUCUCUAAAAUAUGCCUAUUGAGACUGGGAAAUAUUAGACUUGCUAAAAUAUAAGAAGGAAACGUUGUCAUUACCACAGCAAAGUUUCUUAGAGAUGCUUAGGAAUUUUUCUUUGCCAGUAGGCAGCCUCAAAUAUCACCACACCAAAUUCAGUAAACAUCUGCUUCUCUUUGAAGUUGCUGCAAAAUCUGCUCAUGAAGUGCGGCACUGAGAAAUUGCUGUUUUAAUUAAAAUGUUUUAGAGGGGAAUUAAGGCCUUUGCAAAAAUAAUGACUGAUAAAAUGCGAAGUCCAAUUAAGAGCUGGAUGAAGCUAACCUUCAUUGUUUCAGUGAACCAAACUGAAAAUAAUAAUAAUAAUAAUAAUAAUAAUAACAAUAAUAACAAAAAAAAAGUCAACCAGGAUGGAAUCACACUGAUUGUGUGUUUCAGUGAUAUGCACAGUAACGCACAGUAUGUAUUGGGAGGAUGUUGGAGCUGCUAUUUUGCCUUAGCUAAUGGGAACUGUGUGCAUUUCAGUGCCGGAGCAAAUGCGUCCCACAUCUUCAGGAGAAAGUGAAAGUCAUUAUAUUCUCUGCACAAUGUUAAAGAGUAUUUACAUCAACAGAAAAGAAAGUUAAAGUUCCCACUUUCUGGCAGAAGUCUAGACAGUCAUGUCAGGGAAAAAUGAAAGAUAUUUGUAAAUGCAUUGAAGGUAAACUUAGAUUUAUGUCAGUGUUUCUUCUUCAGAUGUGUGAAACCAAGUUAUGUAAAUCUAAAAUGUACAAGUUGAAAAAAAAUACUGAAAACAAAGAAGUAGCUACCAUCUGCCUAUUGAGUAAGAAAAUCUAGAUUAUGUGCUUCUGUCCAAAAAUCUCUGGUAAUAAAGAGCUCAGUGUGGUAUGAUUUGAUAUCGCUUUGGGUAUGGCACAUGCUAAAUUUGAAGAAACAAGACUCAUGGAGCAAGUGUUUCCUAUAGCCAACAAUUAUGAACAGCAUGAUGUGCACCCAAACUUGGCAUCACACAGAAAAAGGACCAUGAAAAAUUACUGAUGGUGAUAUGGUUUGUGAUGAUUGAUGCUCUUAUCAGACCUAUUGAUCAACCAUGAAGAGAAUUUGCAGGUUCUUUGGGUAGUAUAUUGCUUGCAUAUUUUCCUACUAUAAAAUGAUUAGCGAUGUUCCUAACUCUCCUUAUUUACCACUUUCCUGUUUCAACGUAUGGUCAAAACAUAAUUACAGAUCUUAGAGAAGCUGCAGAGAAGAUAAACGUACCUUGGCUUGGAAAGCACAUCCAUUUCACCUGCAGGUAACAGUCUGUUUCUUCUUCAGUGGCCGGAUGUAUACUGCGGCCUAAAAUGUGCUUCUUCUUUAUCAAUACCUCAGUCACAUCCCAGUAAGCAGGGUUUAGAGCUCACCUGACAAAGAAAUGGGUCAUGCUUCUUUGCUUGGUAUUCUUUUUUUGUAGGAGAAAAAUAGAAACACAUUCCACAAAUAAUCUUUCAGGUAGACAGAAGGAGGUGUGUGAACAGGACAGUUGGUUUAAGGCUGUCAACACUUUUUCUAGUUCACCAGUUUGAAUUCAGAUCAUAGGCCUGACGUAUAUUUAUGGUUUCUUCUCUGAAAUGCUCACACAGUCAAAACACUUAACUUCACAAAUACUUAUACUUUACAAAACUAUGCCGCUCUGAGGAAAAGAAACUGAAUCCUCAGUUUUGCAGGUAGGAAACUGAGACUCAUAAGACUUGAGACCUGCCCAACGUUAUGCUACAAAAACUGCAGCAGAGCCAGCAGUAAAACUGAGGACUCCUGGAUUUUAGGUCAUCAUUGCAGAUGGUUCAUCUACGGUUCACGUCAGUGAAAUCUCAUUGACAGCAAACUCUGGCUUUUAGCUCAGAUCACAGAGAGCAAAAUUAGGGUGCCUGCAGUCAAGUGUGGACAAUUGUCUGCAAGCAGCAACUGCUCAGAGCUUGUUCACCUCCCUUCAGCUGGGAUUUUCAAACCACUGAUGCAAGGAAGACCUAUUCCAACAACUUCUGCUCCCAGAGGGACACAGUCCUGCCCUAGCUUGAUUUCAUGGCUCCCGAGUAGAAGCCUCUUCAAGCCUUUCAGAUCAGAGCAGAAAUGGAAAAGGGUACAGAAAUGGCUGUGCUUAACCGUGAUGGGCUGAAAAAGAGAUGUAGCCAACAGCCCUUGUUUUAGAGGUCAUGAUUUCUCAGAGAUGCCCAUCUAAUAGAAGGAUUUUCAUAUAGAAGUUGACUUUCAACAAAGAAAGCACACAUUCCCCCACACUAGAAAGUGCCUGAACCAGCCAACAAGAAGCACAAAUAACUUGUUCUCAACUAAAACACAUAAGCACCGCUGCCAAGCGAUAAAACACUAAACAGGGUAAAUGAGUCUUUCUUUUUGACAAAUAUUCAUGUGGACACAUUUGGCAGAUCAUUGAUAAAACCUUUUGCUGCUGUUUGACAAGUACCUCUAAUUCCUCAGCAGUCCUCAGAAAUGUACAGAAGUCUUUCCCAUAUGACAGGCCUGGGCAGGACAUCUUUUCAUCCAACACUCGUUGUAUUAUUUUUGUUUUCCCACCAUGCAGCAAAAUGAUCAGAUAUGUAUGACCAGAAACAAUAUUCAUGUUUGAGCAUCAGAUUGCUUACCUGCUUCCCAUUAGUUCUCAUCUGCUUUCAUAAUCAGAUGGCAGUCCUUGAUCUGGUUAGAGACGAGGGCUAGAGGCUCACCUAGAUUGGAAGCAAACUAUCCAUAACCUAACAUAUUGCUCAGAGGAAUAUGCAAUUUCUUCCUCCCACCUGCCAUUCUUCUUCAUUAACUAUUUAAUUUCAUUUUCAUUUCAUUUUAUCUCAUCCCCUUCCUUUCAUACCACUUAAUUAUUUUCAUCCAUCUCUAUUAGUAUGUUAUCACCGCUACUGCCCCACAGUCUAAAAUGAAGGCAGCUGUACUCUCAUGACCCAAUUCAAGGAGCUGUUCCCCUCCAACAGCAGUGAUUUAGGUGAUCUUUCUUCUCCUUUUUCCUGUGUAAUUUGGCAGGCAAGAUCCCAACCUUGCCGCAGCUGCGGUGCCAGCAGCUCCCCAUCUUUGCGCUGUCAACACCAGCAAUCCUCAGCUCGGGGCCACAGGGUCCAUCUCGGGUGUGCCUUAGUGUAAAAACACAGAUGCUCCCAGUACUUGAUUUGCAGUGGAGUUAAUUGUCAGCUCCUCACCUUCACUGAACCUGUGCUGUUUGUUGCUUCUCCUACAGUCUUGUACACCUUGAACAGAACUGAGAACUCAGCACACUGACUAUUGCAGAGUUGCCAUCAGUUUAUGCCUCUCCAAGAGGAAGAUUUGUCACUAUUGAUUUGACCGGAUUUCUCUUGGACUUGAAAUAGACAGUAAAGAACAGGCCAAGUUACUGUUAAAUGCACAGUAUGGGAUGCAAGCACAGACAUGACAGGCUUUUCCUGGGCUUUUUUUUUUCCUGGUCCUCUUUCAGUCACAUUUCCUUUCCGAAAGACUCUGCUUUCCAGAAUUGUACAGAUCUCAUAAUAUGACAUAUAAAGCAGUCCAGAGUUUUUAAAAAUCUGGCACCAAGUCCCUUAGGUCCUGCAAGUCUCUCGCAGACACUGGUAUAAAGCAGCGUACCAGCUAGGGCGUGCCACAGGCUGAAGAUAAAAGUGUUCUUACUCUGUUUCACUGAUCUAAGUCUAGCUUGAAUUUGAAAGAUGGGUACGCGUGAUAAUGGCACUUACAACUUUGCAACACAUUACAACAGUCCAAAUAAAGCUUUCCUACUGAGGCAUAUAACCUUGUUAUAUUUAACUGCUCUUUUAGCGGAGUUUGGUGGCUUUCUUUGGUUCAAAGCUGCUCAAGAGGAACAAUCAGGUUACAAUGCUUUUUCUUGAGCAUCUUGGCUUUUCCCCUUUUCUGUUUGGUCACCAGACUUUCAAAGACAUAUAAAGCUGAGUAGCCACUGCUAUUGCAACUAAGAAUUAUUGUGUUCUGGAUGUGUGCUUUCAAGAGACAGCGUCAAUGAACACUUCAUUCAUUUGGCUUCAUUUUCUUCUGACCUUGACUUCUAAGAACUAAUGGGCUUAAAUCAGCACAAAGAGUGACCGGAUGGUAAAAAAAGGUGGAAAAUCACAGUAUCACUAAUUGGUAUGCCCUUGCACUGCUUUGUCCUGAGCUGGCACAGGAGAAAGGGAAGACUUAGAAAGACAAGGGCAGGGGUGUAAGUCUGGCACCCAAAGCCCCAAAUCUGUUACGAGCCUACAGUGGCCUUUCACGCUUAGCUGUGCCGAGAUGUGAUUAUUGUAAGAAUAUCACAUUCUGUGUUAGCUUUUCUCUCAGUACCUGAUUUCUAAAUAUUAUUAUAGCCUAUCUCCUUUUCAGCCCGUCUCCACUCUGCCUUUGUCCUAGGCAGAGAAAAUGAUAUUCUGCUCACACAAAAGCUUAUUCUUUUACUUAACAUACAAAACAACAAAGAAGAUAAGAAUCCAUUGGUCUUAUUUAGCAAAAGCUAAUCUCAUCACUUGCUUCACUGUGGGAUUAUAAACAGUAUACCAACCUAUUCCCAUAACUGAAACACCCUUUUUUAUAUCCCACCUUUUUUUUUUCAUGUCAGAAAACUUUUGUUUACAGCUUUAGCUCCUUUAACCUGUUUCUAACUCUGACUUGAGCAGAAUUGAAUGGAGAUUUUAAAAUGGUGUGCACAGUCUUACCAUUUUUUCCUAUAAGUGUUGUGUCCGUAUAGUAAGUGACUUGAUCUCGUAGUGCUCUUUCCAGCAGCAUCAUGUCAACACCACCUCUGGGUAACAGAAACUGAAGCAGUCCAUUCUGUAUUGAUAGUCUACCCAUUCAUAUAGCUUAUAAAUUAAAAUACAUGUUAAAGAGGUUUAAUAUUCAAUGCUAGUUUUUAACCUUUAGUCGCUGACCUCAAGGGAGGGUAGAGCAAAAUGUCACCAGUGCCCAGUAGGGUCAGGAGAAAGACAGGAACCGGGGCAAAAUAGGAAAGUUACCCACACACAUAGACUUAACCGCCACCUAGAAAGAUUCUCCGACUGAAGUUACUGACUUCAUCCCAGCACACUGAACAGUAAAGGUCAACACCUGUUUUCUGCCUGAAUAUAUUAGAUUCCUUCAUAAGUGGAUUUGCUCCACAGUAGCUGCUGGUUAAUUAUGUUGCUUUGUGGACCCCAUUACUGAGUUUAAAAUGUCUUCUUUUUUCCCCAAUAAUUAUUUUUGUUGUGGCCUUUGGGACUGCUUGUUACAUAUGAUCUAUGAGACCUUGAAGUUAAACACAGCCCUCAAAAGCUUUUCAACAUGUCACAGUGGUUUUUCUCAACAAUAACAUCUUGACUGAGCAUCUAGCAGCAAACUACAAAAAAUACUUCUGAUGGGAUCACAAUGCAUCCAUUUCUCCACUAUGUAAUAAAGCUGUGAAGGAAAAUAAAAAUGACAGGAUUUCUUACAGUCAGGGCUACUUAUGAUCUGGGGGCAAAGUAAGAAAGAGCAGCACAAAACUUUAAAAAUGUUUUAGCACAUAGUUGUCAUUGAUUUCUAUUUCAUGUACUCCUCUCUUAAUAGACUCCUGACAUCUACCUGGAGACUACAGUAACUGUGCUUUGAAGCACCUCCUGUAGCUGUACCAUUUGAAGCCUUGACACUUGCAAAGGAGCCCUAAAAGCCAACCGCACCACGUUGUGUGAGUGUAGACCUAGUCAGUGUGUUGCUGUCUCCAGUUUCUCUUUCAACUGCUGCCCUUAUGCUCCCAGCAGAAUUUGACCAGAAGAGCUAUGGGAGAGUUGUUCUCCGCAAAUUGCUGUGAGACAUGAAAGUCAUCUUAUGCCUGAAUAAUUAAGGCACUCAUCUUCACCAACAGCCUGUUGCUUUCUGUACUGCUCAUUAACCUGCAGCAGUCCUGUUUAAAAUGAUCUAAUUAGUCCCUCCUAAUCAAAGGCAGUGGUUUGGGAGAAGAAUUGAAAAAUGGAAGUUCACAACAGGUAAAGUUCUUGAUCAGGAUUAUUACCAUUUUUUCAAAUCAAACCCAGCGUUUGCAUAAUGAGGAUUUCUGGGAAGAUACAGUCUAUCACAUAGGAAAAACAGUUGUUCAUCACUAAUUGAGUCUGUUCUUCUCAGAGGCUUUUUCACAGACACCUAGAAUCAGGUUUUCCAAGCACAUACAUGCCUAGCAUUAAGUUAAAUGAAAACUGAAGAACUGACCUGAAAGCAAAGAUUACCAACCUUAACUUUCAAUUUAUCAGAACCUUGCCAUGAUUUAAACACAGGUUGCUCUGCUGAAAUACGGAGAGUUCCCACCUGCAGCUCUCAGUUUUUUUCAGUGCCCUGCAAUGCACGCUCUAACCUGACAGCAAAAUAAUACUCAUGCAAAAUACCCUUCGCACCUCAGUGGUAACUUCCCUCAGCAGCCAGCACCGAGAUGCCCCUAAACACAGGUGAGCCCCCUGCACAUAACCCAACAUCCUUCAGUGUGAACAAUACUGGAUAUGCAUUUUCAAGUUUAUUCAGUAUAGAGGCAAAACAGACUCAUAAAGGGCGUAAACUGAUACUAAAAGCAGUGCCUGAACAGCAGAAGAUCCACAUCGCGUAGAUGUGUAUAAAGAGAGCAUAUACAAUGGCUAUGCUGAUCAUUUCCUUAGGAUUUAGAGAAAUGAGCAACUUUAGCUUUACAGACUUCAUGGUUGCUUGAUCUCACUACAGUAAACAGCUCCAUAUUUUUCCUUUUCAUGUUCUAUCCUGAAGCAACAGAGCAUUACAUUAAUUGACUUGUCUUAUUAAUUCAAUAAGCUGCUUCCAAGAUGAAAUGCUUAGCUAUGCUUGCUUGUUUUUGGCACUUUUUUGGUUGUUGGAAGAAAAGCUUUAAGGCUAGAAUUGCUCUGAUGUUUUCCACAGUUCACUGAAUAAUUUUAUGCACUACUGAAGAUUUGCCACAUUUGGAAUUACUGCAAACUGCUACUUUUUCAUCAUAUUAUAAUUUAAUUCUCACUUUUAGUAUGAUAAGAAAACAUUUAACAGUUUGCGUAUUAGAGAAGUGUAUUUGUUCUGCUAUAAAGUUGUUGUUAAGAAUUCAUUAUGGGUCACUCCUUUCUAGGAUUUAUCAUUGGGACUUAAGAUGCAUUUAGAAGAUUAAAGAUGACAUAGAAACCACCCCAUUCAAAUGAAUUAUAAGCAAGAGAAUUUAGGGAGAAAAUGUUGACCUUGCUGUAAAUAUAUAGCAAAAAUAUUUUACUGUGAACUUGAAUAAGAUUGAGACUUGUUUUACUAUUUCAGGAAGUUAUGGUAGGGGAGGUGAAUGUAUUUUAAACUUUAAGAACCUUGAAUGCCAAUAAAGUGACACAACAUUCCUUAAGGGGAAAAUAUUCAUAUAAAGAUGUGGAUUGUUAAAUUUCAGCUUCUUUAGGAAACAUGAAGUUUGCCUUUCAGCUGGUGAGAAAGCUGAUUUUUAUUUUUUGUUUGUCCAUAAACUGGGAGAAAAUGAAAUUUCAGUUUUUCACUGAGCUUGUUCUAUUUAAAGAAGACUAGCCAGGGACUGUCAAUGCUCUUUCCUUUGAAAAUUCUCCUUCCAUCCAUUGCCCAGCUCUGGGCGGUGCCUAUAUGGCCCAUUUGGAAGCAAGGUAGAACACGGUCAUGCCUGCUCAACACAUGGCACGCACCUUGGAGUGGCACAAGCAUCCCUUGGCUCUCCAUGUCUCAUGGAAGUUCCUGGCACAGCAUGAGCUAUUCCCCUAGAAGUAAAACUCCCUCUCUAUGUUAUUUCUUGGAGUUGUAGUGGAAGCUUCCAGUGAAGCCUCUAAGGUGAUGUGCCUGCAGGGUGAGUUCUCUCCUCCUGCCUUCAUGUUCCAAGGGGCUAUGGGCACCUCCAGCCUCUCUGACGAGGAAAGCCCUCAUUGGUUAUUGCUUCCCAACCUGUAGGUAGUACAAGUCCCUCAGUCCCUGCUCCACUGCAUAGCACUCACCAGAGCUCCUUGCAGAGCUGCUGGAGAUAGCACUGCGUUUAGCUGCUUCAGGAGUGAUAGCGGGGCUGAGCUGAGCUGAGCUGCUGCAAACAGGGAGAAAGAGAG